Molecule: messenger RNA, 3271 nt
Organism: Frieseomelitta varia
Lineage: Eukaryota; Metazoa; Arthropoda; Insecta; Hymenoptera; Apidae
Gene: Ssl1
Product: general transcription factor IIH subunit 2
Exons: 9
Coding region: 450-1652 (400 amino acids)
Biological process (GO): regulation of transcription by RNA polymerase II; nucleotide-excision repair; DNA-templated transcription
Cellular component (GO): transcription factor TFIIH holo complex; transcription factor TFIIH core complex
Molecular function (GO): zinc ion binding
Source: RefSeq, a predicted model, not a curated record
GUUAUUGCGGGUUGAUCUACGAGUUUUGCAUGUGAUCAACUACUAUUUGUCCUGAUCGGCAGAUGAAAUUUCAGAUGCGCUGCGAGGCGUUUCCCUUCGUAUCUUGACGCGAUUCCUUUGAUCUGGAUUCGGAAGCGAUUCAGAAGAACAAAUAAAUCCUCCGUAUUGAACGGGACACCGCGCGAAUGCUGUGUGGUGCACAUGGAUUUUUCAUUGGAAUUCGUCACGUCUCUUCCAAGGAUUUCUUCCCUCUCAUUGCAAUUUUGUAGCGUCAAUGUCUAGAAACUUGUUAAAGAACUUGUAUAUUAAUUUUUUCAGUUGCAACGUCGACUUGUUUGUAGUGUCGGCGGCAAUAUAAACAACAUUAACCUUAUUUCCUCGCGUGAUCAAACCAAAUCUAUAAUAUAAAGUAAGCAUCGUUUCAGACUUAAAAAAGAAAAAAUUAAAAAAUGGCUGAUGAAGAAGAAGAGAAAGAGUAUAGAUGGGAGACUGGUUAUGAGAAGACAUGGGAAGCAAUUAAGGAAGAUGAUCACGGAUUGUUGGAAGCAUCAGUUGCUGAUAUUAUCCACAAUGCUAAAAGAAAGCGUCAGAUGGAAAAGAAGGUUGGUGCCAGAUUAGGAAUGAUGAGGCACCUUUAUAUAAUUCUAGACGCUUCUGAAUCGAUGUCUAUUCAAGAUUUGAAACCGACUCGUUUCUUAUGUUCCUUGAAGCUUUUAGAAGAUUUUAUUGAAGAGUUUUUUUAUCAAAACCCUAUAAGUCAGUUAGGAGUAAUUAUCACAAGGAACAAAAGAGCAGAGAAAGUGAGUGAAUUAGCUGGAAAUUCUAAAAAACAUGUUAAAGAAAUGCAAAACAUGCAACAGAUUGCUCCAACAGGUGAGCCUUCAUUACAAAACUCUAUAGAACUAGCAUUAAAGUCACUACGUCUUCUACCAUCACAUGCUAGUAAAGAAAUACUCAUAAUAGUGGGAGCACUCACAACAUGUGAUCCAGGAGAUAUUAAUGAAACUAUUCAAAACAUGAAGACAGAUUCUGUCAGGUGCAGUGUGAUAGGAUUAGCUGCUGAAUUAUAUAUUUGUAAAAGAAUGGCAACAGCAACUGGUGGAGAGCAUGGUGUUGCAUUGGACGAUAAACAUUACAAGGAACAGUUAAAUGCGCACAUAGAUCCUCCACCAGCUGCUACUAGAUUGGAUGCUGCUCUUGUAAAAAUGGGUUUUCCUCAUCAUGCAUUACAUUCUUCUGCGAAUGAUUCAACAAUGGCAGUUUGCAUGUGUCAUGCAGAAAAUUCAGAUGAAUCUGUUAAACUUCUUAGUACAGGAUAUCUUUGUCCUCAAUGUUUGAGCAAACAUUGUGAACUUCCAGUAGAAUGUAGAGCAUGUGGAUUAACUUUGGUAUCUGCUCCACAUUUAGCACGGUCCUAUCAUUAUUUAUUCCCUGUUGAACCUUUUAAAGAAGUUUCAUAUAGUGGAACUCCUUCAACUUGUUAUGGUUGUCAAAAGAUAUUGUCUCAAAAAGAUAAGAAGGUGUACACUUGUAAUAAAUGCAAUCAAACGUUCUGUUUAGACUGUGAAAUAUUCAUCCAUGAAUCUUUACAUACAUGCCCAGGCUGUGCUACCAAUCAAGAUACAUAUCAAAGAUCCACAGAUAGAAUUUAACUAAUAAUUAAUAAAAACGAAGAAUUUUGUAUUGUAAAACUGGGUCAUGGAUGCUCGUACAAAAGAUAUUUUCUCUGAAGAGAAAUGAAUGAAUGAAAUGAAUCAAAAGACAAUAAUCAAUGAAAGUUUAUUUCAUUUUUUUUUUUUUUACAUUACGUAUAUCUUUGACAUGACAAAGUCAGACUUCGCAAUAUACGUGCAAUAAAAUAUAUUGAUUCUACUAAAAAUAUAUUUCAAUAUAUAACGUUUUCAAAUUACAAUAAUUGAUCUGUUGCCUUAUUAACAGAUUCCGGAUUUAGAAAGUCUUAUUAUAAAUACAAGUUCACUUAAACGAAAGGAAAACAAAAGAAUUGAAGUUGUUUGUGUACAUUUGAGUGAUAUUACAGGCUUCUUUCCGCCGAGCAAAGAAUCCGAAGAUUUUCGAGCGGUAACGUGGCCGCUUUAAAAUCAUGGUGGGAGGUGAUUGAAGUUUAUUAGCUAGCAGACAGAUGGAAGCGAGCUUCGUGAUAUUAGAGCACAUUAUUAGUUUGCGAUCGUCCUCCGGUGCGACCGGUUUCACGGUGUCGACCUACUUCCGAUUCAAUUACGUAUGUUCAUCCUGUCCGGACAAAGUGACUUUACAUAUGAGAAAUUUUUCCUAGUUUCCUUUCUAACGCGCAUCUUUUAACUCAGGUAAGGAUAAUGUUAUUCACUAAUGUUUUACGUUUUCCCCAAUAAAUAAGCAAUAAAUGUCCAAUAUCAUUUCCCCUUUGCAUACAUGUAAUUAACUUUAUAUUAAUGUAUGCAUAAAAUAAAUUUACAUACGCGUAAACGUUUUAACGCGUUUAGAAUAAUUUGUACAAUUUGUAUGAUUGUUCAAGGAGAAUGUUCUAUGAAUGCGAGUGCGCUCAUAUAUGCGCGUAUUUCAUUUCUUAUCUCCUUUUACAAAUUAAUACUUUUGACUGUAUGUUUAUGCAUGAAAAUCGGAUAAUUUUUUGUUCUUUUUGUUCAUUCUUUAAAUAGAAUUUUAUGUAGAAAUGAACAUGAACACGUGUAUUUUAGAUUAACAUAAACGACAGUAAGUAAAAGGUGGAAAUAGAUGGUUGUUACCGUUUUGCAAUAUUUCCCUGCGAAAUAGAAAUUAAUCACCGUGAAAUGAUCUUGUAUUAUCAUACAUUAUUGUAUUAAGAAAUUUAUACAUAGUAUUUAUUAUUUUUGUACAUAUUUUAAUACAUUAGUUAAAAAAUAAGUAGUAAUAAGUUAUUCAAUAUCAAUGUCAACAGAAAACCUAAUUUAUCACACAGAUUAUAAUUUAAUUUCGACUCGAUUUCUUAAAAAGGAAAAUAACCGGAAUUGUUUAAUAACAAUUGAUUGUUGAUUUAUGUAAUCUUAAAAUUAAUUAUAGCGAAUGUAUAUUUUAUCAGUUGAGAAAAUUAAUUUAAUUGUCAUUGGUGACUUAUAUCAUGAUCGAUUUGUCGAAAGGUCACUUUAACUUUAAUAUUCGUUCUGCAAAAUGAUUGAUACCAUUAGAUCUAUUUAGAAAUAUUUUAGAUAACAAGCUUCAUUUCAUUAGUAAAUGAUAUAUGUAUUAUGAAACAAUAUUAACCACAAAUUUGAUUAAAUGAAACGAUUUAUCUUUA